CUUCAGGGUUUCUCCACGCCUGCGCCUGCGUUUGACCGAGAAGACGAUCACGACUCUAUCUGAAGACCGUCCCGAUGAGAAAUCCGUCUUGUCAAUCAAAUCGGCGGUUUGUUUGAUUGUUUGUUUUGACCAUCUGUCUUUUCCCGGGCUCUACUGCCUCGGGGUCUCUCUCGCAUGCCUGCCUAUCUCGAGAAAGUGUCAUCCAUCAUGACCACAUCAGAUUCAUAGCCUGUGCCAUUACUGGAAGGCUCGUCCCUCUCCUACCGCCACAAUGUCCUACUUCAUUCCGUCCUACUUUCAAAAGAGGCUUCUCCGCUAUGCUCUGACUCGCCUCGACUUCAUCGACUCGGAAGGAUUGGACCUCGACAACCUUGGUCUUACUUGGGGCCAGCGGACGGUCGUAGAACUGAAGAAUGUCGGCAUCAAGGUCAAGAGACUCAUCAAUGUCCUGCACUUGCCGUCCUCGUUUACCCUCACACAUGCCUCGAUCAGAUUACUACGGCUCACGCUCCCGGCAGACCUGCACGUUAGUGGCAUUGAAGUUGAAGUGGAAGGCGUGGAGAUGGUAGUCGGCAUACGGCCAGAGACUACACAAGAGCAUGACACAGCACGUUCAAGAGCAGAUGAAGCCCCAAGCAGAAGUGACCGUGCGACCCUCCCCCGAAUAUCGUCGCCAGCCGUGCACGAUCCGGGCGGUCGCCGUUCACAACGUGGAGACGGAGGGCACCUGGAGAUUUCACAAGUCAUUCCGACUUCCGAAGAUCUGGCCAACUCCUUCCUGCAAGCCGAGUCACCGGACGAAAGAGAUGAACUACAGGCCGUUCUCGAGUCACAGUCUCAGUAUAUGCAGGAGUCGGUGGCAUCCUCACAAGGCGAGGAAGUCGGACUGGGCAUGCCUGGUGGACUGUCACUGCCUACAUUUGUCGCCAAUUUCCUGAAUGAUGUCGCAGACCGGUUGUCUGUCAAGAUAAAGGACGUCAACGUGGUUGUGGAACUAGACUUCUCCAGGUCUGGGGUUCCCCCAGCCGACAACAUCAAAUUCAUGCUUGCGAUAGGCAAUAUCGCCCUGGAUCCGCUGCAACGGGCAGAUAGCACUCACACGCAACCCGACUCCCGACGAUCAGUAAGAAUAGACGAGUUUCAGUUUUUCGCACUUUCUGAGUCUGAGACAUUCUCAGAGUUCUCGAGUUUGAGCUCUCCCAAGCUGACCAAAUCACGUCCGAGGCUCGUCCAUCCUAGCGACCGUGGUGAUAAUAGCGACACUGGGCAAUCUAGCAGUGGAAUUCUCAGUCAACGUUCAGAUCGGUCACCGCCAGCUUCGUUAAGCAAUUCUCGCUUCGGCCUGGGCCUUGACGAUGCCUUUUUGGAAGACUCGGGAGUCUUUGAGCGACACGCGAGAGGCAUUCCGAAUCGGCCGGGGUCAUCGGACAGAUCGACACCGGUGGACAAUCGGGCUCAUGCAGAGGAUAUGCUCGGAUCGAUCAACCGUAGGAUUACCGCAGAGCAGAGCUAUCAGGUACCCGACGCCGAGAAUCUGGAAGAGUCGAAGAUGUUCACCCAUGAUGAAGCAGAGAGCAUGUACAUGAGCGCUGUAAGUGGCGGUGUGGACAUGCCAGGCGCUUGGGGAUGGUCAGACACCUCUAGGCAGGAACCCCAAACGAAAGCGCCUGAGCGUAAGGAGGAAGCUUUACAGACACGGCAGCCAGCAGCCGACACAUCCACGAAUGUCAAUGAGGGCAAGAUCGAGGCGCGUGAAGAGUCCCGUUCCGGCUUGGAACGUGAGGCAUCGCGCGGCGAAAGCAUACUUGACAAUAGCUUGUCCCCUUACUACCGCUCCAGAAUUCUGCAUCUCGACACCUUGCGCUUGAGGAUUCCGCAGCCAAGCCGUGCAGAAGCUUUAGCAGAAAGACAAGAGCCGGCAGUGUCAUCUCGCCCUUCUCGCAAUUCUCAAAUCCGUCCAACUCGUCCUGACUCUUCGAAAUUAGUGGAAAGUACGUUUCUCGAUGGCCCGCGGCUUCAAAAUUUACGUUCACAACAGCAAGCUCCAUCUCUACAGCAAACAAGCCAAGCCCUUGGUGUAGAGGUAGGAGAAAUUACCAUCGAUCUCGAUAUCAUGGUCAGCCGGAUCCUGGUCAAAGCUUCUCAGGUCAUUCCAGAUACUUUGCCCAAGUCACCAGUGGAGCCGAAGUCCGCGACGACUAAGACCAAUACGGAGGUUCCGGCUAUCAAUGUACACAAGAUUACAUUCUAUUUCUGUGAAGCGGUCACUAAGAGGCCGCCAACGAAAGUGCCUCUCCAGACUAUCGAAUCUAUGAUAGCCCAUGAGACGACGCUUCUCAAACUGUCCUUGACCUCAAUAUCUCUUAGCAACCUUGAAGGUGCACAAGGCGGUCAACGGCUAUCGAUCUCGAACAUUGUCGCCACCCAUGGCGACAGAGAGGUUCUGUCAUUUGUCGAUUCAAUCAACGUCCGAGAUUCAAUAGCGACGAGUUCUGUGCUGAAACCAUUUGAUUUCCUGGCCACUAUGACUGGAAAUCGGUACGACGUGCAGAUCAAACCUGUCCACAUUGUGCUGGAUCUUCUGGUUAUAGAUGAUGUGCUUAGCAAAAGCGGGGGCUUGAGCUCUCUUCUGGAUCUAGGCAAUUCAAUUGUAUCGACGCACACUGUGAAGGGUUCUACAGCCCCUGUAGCAGAGGUCCCAAGGCAACGAACGGUCAGAUUCAACGAUCCUCAGAGGAGACCACGGGCAGAGAGUGAUCCGUCAUCGACCUUGCCUAAGGUUGAUGUUCGUAUCUCGGGCGCGAUUCUCGAUCUUAUUGGAUCUGAGUCCACUGUACAAGUUAAGACCUCGGCCAUCAAAACAGCUUAUCGCCAAAAUAACGUGCGCCUGGUCAUUGAUGGUGCAGCAAUAGCUGGACCACUUUUUGCCGGCUCUAGAUCACGCAGUGACGUCUAUGCUAAGAUCCGCCAUCUUGAAUUGCACUAUUCAGACUCGCCAGAUGAUGAUGAUCUAGACAGGCUUUUGUCGCUUAUCACACCAUCCGGAGACAAAUACGACCAAGAAGACGAUAUCAUGGUCGACACGUUGCUACGACAGCGUCGCAAGGGAGGCGUGUUGCGCUUGUCAAUUGGAGAUUUACAGGCGGGAGCCGAGGGCCUGCGCUGGAUGCCUCAUUUGACCAAGGUCACAGAUGAAAUCUCGAAGCUCUCAUCCGUCACGAAAUAUCUUCCUGAAGACGACCGCCCUGGUAUCCUCACAUUUGGACUGAUCAAGAAGAUUGAUUUCCGGUUCGAUGUAGACGAGGAAUUUGGUCCCAUCAAGCUCAAGGCCGACCUUGUUGAGGGCGCUCACAUCAAUGUGCCUUCACUUGCUGCAGCCCAAAUUGCCACCUGGCAUCUUUCUCGCGGCGACAAGGACUUGAUGAUUAGCGAAGUGAUCUCGCAAGACCGCACUGUUAUGGGACCUCCAAUGUUUAUGUGUCGCUUCAUUGCGGAUGAAAUGGAGCCCACUGUUCGGAUGAAGCUUUCGAAUACGUGCAUCGAGUACAAAGUGCCGACAGUCAUGGCCAUAUCUGCCCUGACGGAGCGGCUGAAAGCCAGCGCGCCGCCUUCUGUGCCGAGCCCACAAUCGCAGCCGUCGAGCCCUUCGGCAUCCAGCAAUGUCGACGCCAACAGCUUAGCGAGGAAAAUUCGAUUCUUUCUGGCCUUCAGAGACUCUGCCAUUGCGUUGAACCCGGACAAAAGCCCUGCCAAAGGUUUGUUCGUUCUGACUGAUGCUGCGAUACGGCACGAAAACGAGAAACGGGGCUCGACAAAUAACCUCGAUAUAAAAAAGGCCUCGCUGUUGAUCAUCAAUGACGCUUCAACAGUGGGACAAGAAUCGGCCAACGUUGACCACAAGCUCUAUUUCGAAGAGAACGAUCAGGUGCAACAGUUGACCAAGGCCGGUUUCGUGCCCGUAGGGUCUAUGUCUUCGGCAUCGGCAGUUGUCAAAAUCGCAGCAGACAAGAUCACACAGCAGGCUCAGCUCGACAUCGAGUUUCGGAACAAUCUCCUUUUCCUUGAGACCUGCGCUGACUCAACACAAACAAUGAUCCAGAUUCUCAGCGGGCUAUCGCCGCCUGUGGCCCCUUCAAAGGUUGCCAAGUUCCGCACCGAAAUUGUCCCGAUCCAGGACAUGCUGGCUUCUUUCACCGGCAAUGCAUUUGUCACUGAGCCUGGACCAGAGCUUGGACUCCAAGCCUCGCGGACGAGCAUUACUGAGAAAUCUGUCGAAGCAGCAUCGCUGUCAGAUGAUGAGGAGGACGAACAUGAUUCCCUAAGGGAUAUGUACGGUGAGGCUGAGGACGCGGAUGAUGAAAUGACAGCAAGCCAUGUGGAGUCCAAUCUUGGUCGCUCUGCAAUGUCUGAUUCUAUUCACAUCGCUCCGGUUGAUGUUAGAGGAGCCGGUACUGGUGAUGCGAGUGAGAGCAUCGUGAUGCACAGUCUACUGGAUCUCAGGACUGACCACUUUGCACCCAAAUCAUCCGUGGGUGGAACUGCACAUCGAUGGAACUCGGAGCAAAAUACCUAUGGUUUGUCUAGCGACACAGUUUUCGAACGUUCUCCGGUGAAGGUCCGAGUCAGAGACGUCCACGUUAUCUGGAAUCUCUUUGACGGUUACGAUUGGCAAUUAACACGAGACAAAAUCUCGCAGGUGGUGAAGGACAUUGAGACAAAGGCCAUGGCAAGACGGCCGAGGAGCAGUAGUCGCACCGCCGGAGCUGAAGAAGAGGACGAGUCCGUGAUUGGAGACUUCUUGUUCAAUUCGAUCUACAUUGGGAUCCCCGCCAACAAGGAUCCGAGAGAGCUUGCAGCGACCAUCAACCACGAUAUUGACGACAUGGUAAGCGAGACUGGGAGUUACGCGACGGGGACCACUGUGACGGCAACCACGUCGCAUCGCCAGUCCAAUACUGUUCCUCGGCAGAAAAGACUCAAAUUGAAUCGAAGCAAACAUCAUAAAAUGGCUUUCGAGCUCGAGGGAGUGUCUGCCGAUUUCGUGGCCUUCCCCCAGGGGGGCGGCGAGGUUGAAAGCUCGGUAGACGUUCGGAUCAGGAAGCUCGAGAUAUUUGACCAUGUCCCUACGUCAACCUGGAAGAAGUUUGCCACGUACAUGCAGGAUGCGGGCGAACGAGAAAUAGGUACCAACAUGGUGCAUAUUGAGCUCCUGAAUGUGAAGCCAAUUGCGGAGCUUUCGGCCUCUGAAAUGGUGCUCAAGGUCACGGUUCUUCCGUUGAGACUGCACGUCGACCAGGACGCAUUGGAUUUCAUGAGCCGUUUCUUUGAGUUCAAAGCUGACAGCGCACCGACAUCCGAUGUACCUUCGAAUCCGCCCUUUUUACAGCGGGUUGAGGUGAACGCUGUCCAAGUCAAGCUGGACUUCAAACCUAAACGAGUUGAUUAUGGUGGACUGCGCUCAGGACGGACCACCGAGUUCAUGAAUUUCUUUGUGCUUGACCGUGCAGAUAUGGUGCUACGCAGAGUCAUUCUCUAUGGAGUUUCUGGAUUUGAUCGCCUUGGAAUCAUGCUCAACAACAUUUGGAUGCCGGAUGUCAAACGUAACCAGCUUCCUGGAGUUCUUGCCGGGUUAGCACCCAUACGUCCCCUGGUCGACGUCAGUAGCGGAGUCCGAGACCUCAUUGCAGUACCUAUCCGUGAAUAUCGCAAAGAUGGAAGACUUGUGCGAAGCAUCCAAAAAGGCGCCCUCGCCUUUGCUAAAACAACAACGACCGAACUGGUCAACCUAGGCGCCAAGAUGGCCAUCGGUACGCAACAAGUCUUGCAAAACACAGAAGGGCUUUUUGUCCAAGGAGAGCAGAUCCAAGAUCCAGAUGAAGACGAUGAAGCUACGAAACAGAUCUCUCUCUAUGCUGAUCAGCCAGUCGGUAUUAGGCAGGGUUUGAGAACCGCCUAUGGCAGUUUGGAACGAGAUCUGCUGAUUGCAAAAGAUGCCAUCGUGGCCGUACCUGGGGAAGUGAUGGCAAGUGGCAGUGCCAAGGGAGCACUUGCGGCAAUAUUGAAGCAAAGCCCAACCAUAAUUCUACGACCGGCUAUUGGUGCCACGAAGGCAGUUGGGCAGACACUGAUGGGAGCAGGCAAUAUGCUGGACCGACAGAACCUGAGGAGAAUUGACGAGGUAUGUGGUAUUGCAUCAUCCAGGUUCACUUCGUUGGUGCUAACGUACUCCGCAGAAAUACAAGCGACAUUAGUUCUGCGUUGUGCCCUGGGAUUCGGUAUUUGCAAUGAGCCUCUUUACGCGCGGUUACCCUCGGCGGUCAGGCGCCAACUCUCAAGCUGGAACCGCGUAUUGCUAUUCACUUGACGCAUUUAAGCAUGGCGCACAUUGACCUAGGAUACAGCAUCGUUGAUGGUAGGCAUUUGUCUGUUUAUGUGUUUGGCUUGUCGAAGGCUUAUGACGAAUGGAUGAAAUGAGACGACCAAGAUUUACGAAGCACGCGAAUCAUAUCAGCAUUGGAUAAAGAGAAGUUGCGUGGUCUUCAGUGUGAUAACACUCGGGGUGGCGUUGGUUGAUUGAAUAUUCGAAUGCACCGCCCUGCGACCGGUCAGGGGCACAAGUACAUUUUUUGCCAUCCAUAGCUAUCAAUGUUGUCAUAUAAAGUAUACUUUAUUCUUCC
Molecule: messenger RNA, 6677 nt
Organism: Exophiala xenobiotica
Lineage: Eukaryota; Fungi; Ascomycota; Eurotiomycetes; Chaetothyriales; Herpotrichiellaceae
Exons: 1
Coding region: 272-6364 (2030 amino acids)
Biological process (GO): reticulophagy; autophagosome assembly; piecemeal microautophagy of the nucleus
Cellular component (GO): phagophore assembly site; extrinsic component of membrane
Molecular function (GO): phosphatidylinositol-3-phosphate binding
Source: RefSeq, a predicted model, not a curated record